Molecule: messenger RNA, 3214 nt
Organism: Nezara viridula (southern green stink bug)
Lineage: Eukaryota; Metazoa; Arthropoda; Insecta; Hemiptera; Pentatomidae
Source: the annotation of a GenBank genome assembly
GAGUCGAGGAACGAUACGAUCUCACUGUCGCCAUGGUUGCUCUCUGGUCAGUGUUAGGAGCUCUGCUCUGCUCAGUCCAUUUCGGGGCUGCCCUCAGUUCUCUCGAGGACGAUGAUCCCGUUGUCAAGAAGAUCAAUGAGGUCAUAACCAACGCCAACAACUACCUCACGGAUCAUCUCCUGACUUCCCUGUCACUUCCCAACAUCGGCGUCCUGCCCUUGGACCCUGUGAAGCUGACUGAAGGAAAGGUAAGUCAGUUCGAUACCAUCCAACUUACAGGGACACCCCUCGUCAACCAGAAGAAGAACCAGGACGGCUCAACAACCUACACCUUCGACCUCAACUUGAGCCUCGAUGUUCUCUUGGUGCAGUAUCAGUUCCGAGCCAGCUUCUUAGGCCUAUACUCCCAGGAGGGUCAGUUGACAAUUUCACCACAAGAUAACGCUCUUGCCCUACAAGGUAUCGUCGUCGUCGGUCCUGGAUCAGAGUGCGAUGCUGUAAUUUCUAGUGCCGAAGUUGUCCAUUUGGAUAAAUUUCAAAUAGACAUUCAACCAACUGAUAUCCCUUUCAUUAGUAAAAUAUCUGAAACAAUUCUCAAUGUUAUUUCACCUAAACUUCAGUGGAUCCUUGACGUAGUUGUCAAAGCGGCCAUAUUUUCGCCUAGUUGCCAAAGAAAUUUUUCAGAUCUCGUAUGCAGUGCCAUCAAAUCUAAGUAAUUAUAAAUUGUUAUAAACCAACUUCAAUCUACUGCAAAAAUAUUAAAAUAGAAAUGUGAUAUUAAAAUAAAUUCUGUCUGUUGUAAUUUUAGUCUACUUUAUGUAAUAUACAAAUACAUAUUACUCAAUAUAUUUUAACAAAUCAAAUUUCUUUUUAUAUUUGUUAAUAUUUAAAACCUAACCAUGCUAUGAUUUCUGUUAAUGGAAAAAUGUACAAAACAAGUUGGAAAAAUAAACAUAUUUAUGUGACAUGGCCUACAUACAAAUAGUUUUAUUUUUUUGGAGGCUGUGGCAAAUAUAUGUUUUUCCACAAAUAUUUGUAAGCAAUUUUUACAGAUAGAGAGCCAUUUCCAAAAAAUUCAAUAUGUGGAAAGAAAAUUCGCAAUUUGUUCAAUAAGGGUUUGGUUUAAUAGAAAAAUUUGUUUAUUUUUUCUUUAAUAUAUAUAUAUAUAUAUAUAUAUAUAUAUAUGUAAAUAAAACUGUUCGAGCCAAUCAAAUUUAUUAUGGUAUUUCUAACAACAUAGUUGGUCAUCAAGAUGUAUGAAACAAAACCAAGUUUCAUAUUUACAAAUAUUGGUUGACAAGCAGAUAAGUAGAAACACGGGAGCUAAAAUGAAAUGCUUAUGUAGAGUCACAAGAAAAUUUGAGAAAACUUGAAAGAAAUGAAAGGAGUUGGAAGAAGCUGAAAAUUCUUGGGCUAUAACCCACUCUUGAAAAAAGACAGCUCAAAUAGUUCGAUUAGGUUUGUAGAAUGAGCGAUAACCGGGUACCCAGAAAAGUAAUGGAAGCUCGAAAUAGUAGCAAGAGACCAAGCAGAAGGCCUAGAAUUUUAUAUGGUGAGUACAUCCAAAGUAUUGCAGGAACUCUGCAAGGAAUGUGAGGCCAGGUAGUGCCUCCUUCAUGGCACAUAUGGUAGCAAAUAUGGUAUAAGGAGGAAGAUAGCGCAGAAGAAGAAGAGGAAUAAUAUAGUUAUUAGUUUUUGUAGUAACAGGUUUUGUAAAGUAGCUGUCGAUAAGAAAAAAAAAAUAUUUGUUUAUUAUAAUUGAAAUUUCGGCCAGAUAUUUUGAAUGUUUUAUUUAUUUGUUUAAUGAAAUUUACAACUGUAUAAACAAUACAGCUAGUAAAAAUGCACACAUUAGAAAUCAUGACAUGAAUAGACUUGAAGAGAUACUGCCCAGUGGUAGCACUCCCUAUUUAGUUCUAGGUGAGAACAUCACGAGGCCAUUCUUUUUUCAGACGCCUAGGGAGAUUAUCAGGAAUCGAGGAAGAAGCAAGGCUGGAAACAAGUGGAUUGGAUGGAACUGGAGUUUAUCAUGAAAGGAUAGGUAUUUGGCUCGAGCUAAAUCAGCGUCAGUUAUUUUUAAUGUACAUCUCUUUUUAUUAAAUGUCAUGUUCGCUGAAACUUUUCAUAGAGGAUAUCUUCUAAAAAACAUAAUAAGCUUGUAUGAAUAGAAAAGCAUUAAAGUUUUGCAAUUUUCAUUAAUAGCUGGAGGAGGUAUUAUCCAGCUAUCUGAAGAAGGACACGGUAGGACAUUGGAGAGCCAAGCUGAAUAACUCGAGUUGCUAUCUGUGUAUGCAGGCACAUCGAAUAUGCAGCCCACUCCCGCCUAUUAGGCCCAAUCCCACUAAUGACCCUAUCCCUUCCCCUCAAUUAAUCUACUGCUCAGCGGGCCCUAAGAUUAUUACCAAUUUAUGAGCAGCAGAUUAGAAAAUGUGUGUUUACCAUCACGUAAUGAAAUUAAUGACGGAAAAAUGUUUUAUCGAUUGGGAAGAACGGAGAAACUGAAGUAACUAUGCUAUUGCUAGACUACAAAAGUCUAUGAAUCAAAUUUAAAACGUAAAAAAAUAUUGCACAAUUUUUUUUCAAUAUUGAACCAUUGUAAUCGAACAAGAAAAAAUAAAAAGUUAACCCUCUCAGAAUUUGAGGUUUUGUGUUUCACGAUAGGUUGAAGGUCACGUUUUUAGGUCAAAAUAGAGGCGCUUUUUUUUUUUUUUUUUUUUUUUUUUUUUUUUUUUUUUUUUUUUUUUGAGAUUUGGUACCUAAGUUAAAGGUCAACAAGGAUGAUCCUUUCAACUUGAUAGGAUUCUUUAUAGACUAUAGCACCAAAAUGACAGUAACAAUAAAAGAAAGUCGGAAAAAUGUCAAGUUAAUCAAGAAUUUCAUUUGCAAAUAACUGAAAAUAUACUAUUAAUUGUUUGUAUGGAUAUUUGAAAAAUAAGGGAAAAAUAAAUUUUUAAAAAAUCAUCGAAAUCGGUCCAAUUCGUGCUGAGAUUUGGCAUGAAACGUAAAUAUGUUCUAAUGCUAAGUAGAUUUAUUUUAUUUUAUAAUUUGAAAACUUCAUGUCUAUCAAAGCAGUGGAGAUUGUUAGUCAAUAAAAAAUUUGAUGAUUUUUUUUUUUAUGAUGCAGAAAUUAUUAUUGAUUUUAUUAAAUUUAAGAUAUUAUAAGUAGUAAAAUAUUAUAAAAAUAGAAAUAAAUGAAAAUUUGUUUAAAAAAAAU